Molecule: messenger RNA, 746 nt
Organism: Sclerotinia trifoliorum
Lineage: Eukaryota; Fungi; Ascomycota; Leotiomycetes; Helotiales; Sclerotiniaceae
Source: the annotation of a GenBank genome assembly
CUAAGACAGGAUUGUUUCUCCAGCUUCAAGCUUCAACCCCAAUCAUUGAUAGCAAUGCUCAUCAAUAGGAAUGUUCCGCACAAUUGUUAGACGUGCUGCUCAGCAGACGCGUCUGGAGCUACCGUAUGAUCCAAACUCAAAUCCUUAUAAGGCAAAACGUUUAUGGCCACCCGACUUCUCCAAGUUAUCGCAAAAGCAUCAAUUCCGGCUCGAACGAAGAUACAAAAGAAGAGCGAAGUUGAAGUGGGCGAGACCCAGGUGGACGAAGGCCGUCAAAAUUGCACAACUGAGCUCUGUUCUAUGUGAGUAGACCGGGAGUAUGCAUCGGAUCACGGAAUACUGAUGUUUGGGCAAUAGUUGUGAUAGUGUACGGAGUACUAUUCGCAGAUUGGAACAAGGACAAUCUGGUUCACGAAAGGGCACCAUUCCAGGGAGUACGAAUAUCUCCACCUUCACCAACAAACUAAGAUGUUGACAUUAUAUAGGUUCGAGAAUGGUUUUUUGGACUUACGGGAUCAAUGUGGACAAAAGAUCAGGUUCGCAAACGUGUAGAUCAAUCCGAAGACGCAUUUCCCGUAGCAAAAGCGAGUAAUUGAAGCACAGGUCAUGUUAGCUCGCCAAAAGCCAUGAUAUUGUAUAAUUUGUAGUAAAUCCUUCUCGGCGUGGAGGCGUUAAAUACCACUCUAGGCUGGAAGUGUAAAUCAUGCAUGAAUCACAAUCUUUCCUCAAGCUAUCCUCCUCUUUUG